AUGGCGGCGUCACUACUCAAGUCCAAGAUCUUGGCGGAAGUUCAGUCUGAAGAAUCCAGCCGCAAACCUUCUCCCCAACCCACUCACGUCAGCCUCCCAUAUUCGCCGCUUACAAACGGCAAUGGCAAUCGGACUCUGCGCUCUGCCACGGUUGGCUAUGUCGCUCCGGAGUUCGCUGGGAAGCUCGAGCAGAUGAGCUCUGUCAAGAAAAUCCUGCAGCAGGCUGGCUUCAUCCCAGAAACCCUGAUUGAUGAACAGAUUAAGUGGUUCUAUGAGCAGUUGGGCAUUGACGAUGUUUACUUCCGCAUCGAGACCCCAGAUGCCAUCGCCAACCACAUAAGUUCCCUUUACGCUGCCAAGGUGGCAGCUUAUUCCCGAGAGGACAAGAAGGAGGAGAUUCGCCUGGACAUGGAGGCAAAUGAUCAUGCCAUCUACAUUGACACAAGUGAACCGGGCGAGAGCAACGUUGGUGGACCCAGAUACGAGUCUCGCCUUGAGGCCAAGUACCUUGAUCACCAGGGAAAGACGAAAUACCGUGUAGAGACCUUUCGCUCCCCAGCUGUCAUUGGCGCAAGUCCGUCAUCAAAAGCGACAUUACGAUGCUAUUUUGUCUACCAGUGUCAGUUCUCUCAAAGCCCCAAGGACACGGAUCCCCAGGAGACCAACAUAGAACGUAUUUCGGAUGCUGGCUUCUGGCAAAAGGCCACCGAAAACACCAAGCAGAUUUACCAGGAGAUUAUUGAACUCGCUGUCAACCGAACGGGACCCGUCAUCGAGGUCUUUGAUAUUGAGGACGUCGCCGAGAAGCGACUAGUUGUUGCCUUCCGAACAAGAACCGCUCGCGGCAUGUUCUCUGCCCUCAGCGAUCUUUACCACUACUACGGCGUGACCAGUUCCAGAAAAUACGUGGAGCAGUUCUCGAAUGGCAUCACCGUGAUGAGCAUUUAUCUCAAGCCGUCAUCUCAUACUGAUGGCUACUUUCCUCCUCUGGACGAGUCUAUUCACCAAAUCACCAAAGAGAUCUCACUUCUGUAUUGCUUGCCCCAAAACAAGUUCCACAAUCUGUUUGCGAUUGGAGCCCUUAGUCUCCAGGAGGCUGUCUAUGCUCACUCUGUUUGGGUCUUCGUACAACACUUUUUGAACCGACUUGGUCCCGAAUAUGCGUCCUUAUCCGAAGUGCUGGAUAUGGACGACCCAGCCCAGGCUGCUCUGCUUUCCAAGUUGAAGCGUCGUCUGCGAACUGAAACUUUCACCCCAGAUUACAUUCUCGAAAUUAUUCAGACGUACCCAGAGCUGGUCAGGCUCCUCUAUGCAUCAUUUGCCAACGUCCAUCUGGGCGCCAAGAACGAGCAGGUCGCCGUUACACCUGCCGUGGACAUUCUUAGUGAUGAGAAACUCAAGGACAAGAUAUCCAAGACGGUUGCGAACGAGCAUGAUGAGAUGGUCAUGACUGCCUUCCGCGUUUUCAACAACGCCAUCCUCAAGACCAACUACUUCACCCCUACUAAGGUUGCUCUAAGCUUCCGCUUGGAUCCUGCUUUCCUGCCCGAGGUGGAGUAUCCUCGCCGUCUGUAUGGCAUGUUCCUUGUGAUAGGGGCUGAGUCGCGUGGUUUCCACCUCCGUUUCCGAGAUAUUUCACGUGGCGGUAUCCGUAUUGUCAAGUCUAGAAGCAAGGAAGCCUACGCCAUCAACGCUCGCAACUUGUUCGAUGAGAAUUAUGGCUUGGCAUCAACCCAGCAGCGAAAGAACAAGGAUAUUCCCGAGGGUGGAUCCAAGGGUGUCAUUCUUCUCGACCCCAAGCAGCAAGACCGCGCGCAGGAGGCUUUCGAGAAAUACAUUGAUAGUAUUCUUGAUCUCCUGCUGCCGGCUCAGACGCCGGGCAUCAAGAACAAGCUCGUAGAUCUCUACGGAAAGGAAGAAAUUCUGUUCAUGGGCCCUGAUGAGAACACGGCCGAUCUAGUCAAUUGGGCCACCGAGCAUGCCAGAGCCCGAGGUGCUCCUUGGUGGAAGUCUUUCUUCACUGGCAAGGCGCAGAAGCUUGGGGGUAUUCCUCACGACAAGUAUGGCAUGACCACACUCUCUGUCCGUGAGUACGUCAAGGGCAUCUACAGGAAGCUCGAACUCGAUCCUGCUACUGUUCGCAAGAUGCAGACUGGUGGUCCGGAUGGUGACUUGGGCAGUAACGAGAUCCUUCUCGGCAACGAGAAAUGGACCGCUAUUGUUGACGGCUCUGGUGUCAUCGCCGACCCCAAUGGCCUCGAUCAGGAUGAGCUUGUUCGUUUGGCUAAGAAGCGUGCGAUGAUCAGCGAGUACGACAUGACCAAGGUGUCCAAGGACGGCUACCGCGUUCUUUGCGAGGAUACCAAUAUUGCCCUCCCUACGGGCGAAGUCGUCACCAACGGCACCUCCUUCAGAAACACGUACCAUCUUCGUGACACAGGAAUGACGGAUGUUUUCGUUCCCUGCGGUGGUCGACCCGAGUCUAUUGACCUCAUCUCCGUCAGCAGACUGAUCAAGGAUGGAAAGUCGACUAUCCCAUAUAUUGUGGAGGGUGCCAACCUUUUUAUCACGCAGGAUGCCAAGCUGAGGCUCGAGGCUGCUGGCUGCAUCCUUUAUAAGGACGCCUCCGCGAACAAGGGUGGUGUCACUUCUUCCUCACUCGAAGUUCUCGCGUCUCUUUCGUUCGAUGAUGCGGGUUUCGUCGAGAACAUGUGUGUAGACGCCAGGACUGGCCAGGCACCGCAGUUCUAUAAUGAUUAUGUCAGUGAAGUGCAGGCCAAGAUCCGCGAAAACGCCCGCCUCGAGUUUGAGGCCAUCUGGCGCGAACAUGAAGCCACCGGCGUGCCUCGCUCUAUUCUCUCAGACAAGCUAUCCAAUGCCAUCACUACCCUGGACGAGGAGCUUCAGCAAUCUGAUUUGUGGAAGAAUGGGAAGAUCCGUCAAGCAGUUUUGGGCGACGCCUUGCCCAACUUGCUCCUGCAAAAGAUUGGCUUGGAGACCAUCAUUUCUCGCGUACCCGAGACUUACUUGAGAGCCAUUUUCGGCAGCUUCUUGGCCAGUCGUUUCGUGUAUGAGUUUGGCAGCGAGCCUAGCCAAUUCGCCUUCUUUGACUUCAUGUCGAAGCGUAUGGCGCGGCUUACGGGCCAUCCAGACGGUGCCGAGCAGGCCAGAGUGAGGAUGAGUGGAAUUUGA
This is a messenger RNA of Metarhizium album ARSEF 1941, 3192 nucleotides long. RefSeq names its product NAD+ dependent glutamate dehydrogenase. The record is from RefSeq and is a predicted model, not a curated record. Gene Ontology annotation, molecular function: L-glutamate dehydrogenase (NAD+) activity. NCBI's taxonomy places the organism in Eukaryota, Fungi, Ascomycota, Sordariomycetes, Hypocreales, Clavicipitaceae. Gene Ontology annotation, cellular component: mitochondrion. The coding region runs from base 1 to 3192 and encodes 1063 amino acids. The transcript is spliced from 3 exons.